Molecule: messenger RNA, 10239 nt
Organism: Xenopus tropicalis (tropical clawed frog)
Lineage: Eukaryota; Metazoa; Chordata; Amphibia; Anura; Pipidae
Source: RefSeq, a predicted model, not a curated record
ACCUCUGAGCGCGUUGGUCACAUGGGGCUUCCGUACGCAAGGCACGCACGGAACGUACAGCCCGCACCGUGUGUGAGUGGCGCAGCGAAGUGUCGGGGCCAGGCCGCGGAAGCGUCAGCUGAAUAGUACCCCCGGAGGCUGGAAAAGAGGGUCCCUCCGAGGCGGAGGACCCUGACUCCCUAGGAGCACAAUGUACAAUGGAAUCGGACUCCCCACCCCAAGGGGCAGUGGAACCAAUGGCUACGUCCAACGCAACCUGUCCUCUGUCAGACACAAGAAGGACAGGACCGAUUACAAGUCCGAGGAGGAACUGAAGAAGCUGGAAAACCUCCUGGUGAAGAAACCAAACCAGGAUAUCUUAGAUCACGAGAGGAAAAGAAAGGUGGAGCUAAAAUGUUUGGAACUGGAGGAGAUGAUGGAGGAGCAAGGGUACAGCGAAGCUGAGAUCCAAGAGAAAGUGGCCACAUUCAGACUGAUGCUGCAAGAGAAAGAUCUGACGCAAAGCAAAGAAGAGGAGAAGCAGAAAGCCAAUAUUUCAGAGACGCAUCAAAUGGCCGAAGCAAACGAGAAGAAGAAUGAGCGGCUACGUGAGGCUUUCGGGAUCAGUGACAGCUAUGUGGACGGGAGCAGUUUCGACCCCAAUCGCAGAGCUGCCAAUGCAGCAGCCAAACAGCAGGAGCAGCAGAAGCAGUAUAGUCUGAUUGAAGAUUCUGGCAGUUCUCGCUCCCCUUCUCCCACCAAACACAAGAAAAAGAAGAAAAAGAAAGAUCGUGGACGGUCCUCAAGUCGCUCUCCCAGCCACAAGGACAAGAAAGCCAAGUCCCGUAAGCACAGAUCUGACUCCAACUCCAAGAAGCGGAAGCACAGCCCAAAGAGCAAACGUAAAACCAAGGAGAAGAAAAAAAAGAGAUCUCCUAGUGCCUCCCCAAAGCAGAGAGACGUUUCCUCCUCUUCACGAGAUGAAACAUCACGCAGCAGAUCGAGAAGCAGCCCACCACCGAGAAGCAAAUCCGAUCGUGCCAAGCCGUCAAGCGCGGCAAAGGAGAGCCCAGAAAGGAAAAGAUCCGUCUCUCCGAAAAGAAAUCGGAGAAGCGACAGAGGCCGAAGCCCAGCGGAAAAAGGCUAUAAAGAUAAAGUAUCAAGAAAAGAGCUGGAUCAGAGAGACCGUUCUCUUUCUACAUCUCCUAAAAGACGUACAGAAAAAGAGGAGGUGCGAGAGCUUGAUAAGAAGGCGAGAACUCUGGAAAAGAAGGACUCUAGAUCUGAAAAAAAAUCAUCACGUCCACAAGCUCGUGAAGAUUCACCCAGUUCCAGCAAGGUGUCCAAAAAGAAGGGUCGACAGGAGAGUCCACAAGGGCAUGAACGCUUCUCCAAGGAAAAAGGUGUAGAAAGGAUAUCUAAAGCAGUUUCUCCAGAGACCAGAAGGUCCCCAGUUGGGAAAGGUGUGUCUGCAAAAGUGUCAAGGAGGGAAAGAAGUUCUUCUCGAAAUAAAAACUCGCCACAGAAGUACAAGGAGUCCUCUCCAAGAUAUGACAAAUACUCUGGAAGCAGGCGCUCUCCCGUAGCUUCUAGCAAGAAGCGAUCACCAAGUGUUCGUUCCUCUUCUCGUUCAUCGUCUUCCUCUUCUGCAACCUCAGAAAGUGUAAAGUCCAGUCAGUUAAGAAGGAAAAAGGAUGAGGGAAGAGGCCUAACCCACAGCAAGGAGAAUAAAACCACCAGAGCUAGUUUAGGUGCGAGAGAUGGUAAACCUGAGAGGUCAGUGAGUCCAAUAAAAGAAGCAAAAUCUAAGGUUUCUCCAUCCAGGCGAAAUACUCACAACAGCAUUUCCAGGAAGAGGAGUGUAUCUACUAGUCCCCCUAGAGGUGUUAAAUCAAAGACACCUCCAAAGAAACGCAGAUCUCCUUCAAAUACACCUCCCAGGAGGGCUCGAUCGAAAACGCCUUUACGUAAAGCCAGAUCUCCCCCAUAUUCACCCCCAAAAAGGACACGCUCCCCUCAGCGGAAAGCUAAGUCUCCCAGUGACUCCCCUAGAAAAGGGCGUGGCCCAGCAGUUUCUUCUCCAAGCAGAAAUCGAUCAAGAACACCACAGCGCUGGGCAAGAUCUGUUUCACAAACCCCUCCAAUACACCACAAGGAGAGAGACAGAUCUUCUCAGGGAUAUGGAAAACGUAGAUCUCCACAGCGAAGGCUGGAUACAUCAAGAGAAAUGCAUAAGAGAGAUUCUUACAAGCAGACAUCUAAAAGUAGGGCAAAUUCCCGUUCUAGAUCUCCAGUGGGACAUGCAAAGUCAAGCAUACAAUCACCUCAGAGAAAAGCUAGAUCUCGUUCUAAGUCUCCAUACACUAAACAAAGGUCAAGAAGUCGCACUCCAACUCAGAGAGAGAGCUCAUUUUCUAUGUCUUUAAAUCAGAGGAAGAGAUCUAGAUCUAGGUCUGAACAGACACGAAAGAAAUCGCGAUCUGCGACUCCUCGAAAAAGAGGUAGAUCUCGUUCCACAUCAGUGCAGCAGCGUAAACAUUCACCUUCUGUGUCACCGAAUGAUUCCAGGUCACGUUCCAGGUCUCCUAUGAAGGAAACCAAGUCCCGUUCUAAGAUUGUUUCCAGGCAUUCUAGAUCGCGUAGUCAAUCACCUCUGAUAAACAAGUCCCGGUCUCGAACACCUAAGAGAAAAGAGCGAUCCCGUUCAGCAACUAAGUCCUACUCCAAAAUAACACAAACAAAGAGAACUUCUCCCAAUGUGCGUGAGGUCACAAAAUCUAGAAAAAAGUCCUCUUCACGUUCCUUGUCACCUCAACAACAAACGUUUAGUCGCAGAUCUUUGUCACCCAAGAAACACAGCAGCUCUAGAGAUAACCAAAAGAAAGUUGAUUCAAGGUCACCCUCUCCAAAAAAAUCUACAUCCAGAACAGAGAGAGCAAAACUGGACUCUAGCAGACAAGGUUAUAGCUCUUCACCAGAGCUAAGAGUAAGGAAUAAAAAACUCAGUCGGUCUCCUGAACAGACUAAAACAUAUAGAACAUCAGUUGCAAAACAGUCUUUGCAAAAAGAGAGUUAUCGCAGGAGUCGAUCAAGAUCUCCUGCCACUCGGAAGCCACAUGAUAAAUACAAAGAAAACAGUUCUCUUCCUAGCAAGAAAAUCUCUUCUAGAGAUGGCACAAGUUCUGGAGCACCUUUAGGACGAGCUGUGUCUCCCUCUCCUGAACAUAAAGAGCGAGUUCAGCAUCGGGUCCUGGAUACCAAGUCACGAGAAUCAUCUAGGCAAAGCAGGGAUGAUUUUUCAAGGUCUUCAGCAAAAGUGAAAGAAUCUCAGUCUGAUAGGAUGCUUGCUCAGAAAGAAAGGCCAAGAGUCUCCCCACAUGGUCACUCUGGUUCCUCUUCAGAGCGUGAGAUUAAAUCUAAGACACCUCCAAAAAAAGGAGCAUCUGGCACACUUGUGGGGCAUAAAAGCAAAGAGACAUUUCAAUAUAAAGAUAAGUCAGGUUCCUCUUCAGAAAGUAAAUCAAGGCUCAAAUCACCACAGCAUAAGCACAAGUCUUCUGAGCUUGUCGAUAAAACAAAGCAUUAUCAGCGCAAAGCCAGGGCCAGCUCCUCAUCCUCAUCACAUUCUGAAAAUGAUUCAAGCCGUUCAAGAAGCCGGAACAGAUCUGGAUCUUCAUCAGAUCGUCUGCGUAAAGCUAAACCAUUACAAGUAAGAUCUAGUUCUGGAGCGAGUUCAAAGGAAAAAUCUAAGAGUCAGUCUUCACAAAAGGUUAGUUCUAGAUCCUCCUCAGAACAUGAAACGCGAUUAGAAAAGGAAGCAAAGUUGGUAAAACACAUGGUUUAUACUAGGUCCUCUUCUGAUGAUGAAUCUAAUUCAAAGAAUCACCAAACCAAGCAGAGAUUUGAAGAGUCCCUAGGAAGUCCCUCAAAACCAAGGCCACCAAAACAUAGCGAUGUGGCAAUGUCCUCUUCAGAACAUAAAUCUAGACCCAUAAAGCACAGAACUAGUUCAGCCUCUUCUUCAGAACGACCGCUUAAAGCAAAAGUACCAGCAGAACGCCAACCUAUUCGGGCACGUAAAAGUAGAUCAAGUUCUGGAUCCUCUUCUGAUCCCCAGUCUGACUCUAGAGUAAUGCAACAAAAAAAAUCUGUCCCCUCCUAUUCUAAAUCUAGACCAAUCCAAAGCAAAGCAAGCGCAGUGACUCGGCAAACUAGAUCUAGACCACCGCAAAGAAAAAACAGUUCUGGGUCAUCUUCUGAACGUCACCCCUCAUCUAGGGCACUACACAGGAGCAGCAGCUCUGGAUCUCAUUCAGAUCAUGUUAAAACUAGGAGAACCCAGCACAGAAGUUCUUCUGAAUCAUCCUCUGAACAAGAGUUAAACCAAUCUCGGCGCAGAAGUAGUACUUCACCAUUACAACAUGACAAAAAGUCUAGGCUGUCCCACCGAAGUAGUUCAGAAUCAGUAGAAAGAGAACAUAAAUCCAGACCACCACCCCAUAGAUCUAGCUCUGAAUCUUCAUCAGGGCAGGAUUCUGAAUCAAGGCUCUCUGAACCUAAAGACUUUUCUCGAUCGUCAUUGGACCAAAAAGAUAGAUCCAGACAGCCUAGAUCUAAAGACCGUGAUCAGUCACCGGAGCAUAGAACGCCUCAAGAAAAACGCGUUUCUAGAUCACCUGAAAGUGAUGGCAGGCAUAGGACUCCUGCACAACCCGUGUCUCCAAAAUCCCCUCAAAGUAAAGCUGGUACAGAACGACUUAAGAGAGAGAAAACGAGGCGCAAUGGCAAGUCUGAAUCAUCAUCUGAGGGAGAAGAAUCUUCUAAAGCACCCCCACAUCGAACACAAUUUGGCUCACCUCUACAGACACUUAGAUCUUCCACUGAUGCACUUAUCCGUCGAUCGAAGUCUCCAGCAUUGACCACAAAAUCUGACCCACAGCAGACAUCUUUAAGUACAGGUUCACCAUUACAAAUUCACUGGAAAACAGCCUCACCUCUUUCACCUAAAGAUACUUCUACUAACCGGCAUAAAACGGGUAUCCAUUCUUCAAAUGUUGGGACUGAAUCUUUCACUGCAUUUGCUGAUGAAUCAUUAGGGCAUUCUAAUGCAACUGAAGCUGAAGACCAGUUUUCACUUUAUGCUGGUUUGGUUCCACCACGUGAAACUGAUAAGAGUAAGUCUUCUCCCAGAGAAAAUGUGAUUAAUGUGGAUAAACAUUCCACAGUUCAAGCUGGGCUCUGUCCAGCAAUAAAUGGGUCAGAGACUAAAUUAGAUCUGCCUCUUUUGACUGAGAGUCAGCAGUCUGAUUCAGAUUUAAAAGCUCCUUCAUCACACCCCAGCAUAGAAGAGGCAACGUCUCGAACUGAAUAUGUUCUAUCAGAAAUGACAUCAGAAUCUCAAUUAAAUGAAUUGUCCCCAGGCAACAAAGAAAGUCAGAAACAUCCAUCCAAGAGAGGGAAAUCUGGCUCUCUGUGCUCAUCAUCAUCCUCUUCUUCCUCCUCGUCAUCAUCCUCUUCGUCGUCGUCGUCAUCUUCGUCAUCGUCCUCUUCUUCCUCCUCCUCAUCCUCCUCCUCUUCAGAAGAUGAGGAAGAGAAUUCUUCAAAAAAGCAAAAGCAAAAUAUUGUAAUGUCGCCACCCUCAAAGAGGUUAAAGACAACAGUCAGUCAGUCAGCAUCUUCACCAUCUCCUAAGGCCAGAACUCUUGAAAACUUGGAUUGCGAUAAAUCAAUGUCAUCUGCAUCUAACACACCAGAUCGGGCAGGCAAAAACAGUAUAUGUUCACCAGAACAGAAAAAUGACGAUGCUGUGCAGCUUCAGGAAAGCAUUAGUUUGGAAUGUGAAUUGAAGUCGCCUACACUGUCUGGGACCAACAUUUGUACGGAACAAAGAAGCCUUGGCUCUCCAGUGCCAUUUGGGGACAAGCUUGCACAAAAAAAGAGAUUACCUAUUGAAAAAAAAAUGAACGAUUCACCAAGACCUGAAGAUUGUCACAAGGAAUAUCAUGCAACUAUUCAGGAUACCACCCCAGCAAAGUUCCACGAGAGAGAUUUUGGAGCAUCCCCAAAAAGUUCAAGUCACAUUGCAGCGCCUAAUGAUGAGGGUAGAGCAAGAUUAGAAAGAAGUAUCUCAAGGUCUCCAAAAAGGAGUUUCAAAGCUACCUUGUCUCCAAGCAAGUCCCCAUCUCUGGUAACUUCUAAAAGGGCAGACUCUUGUCAUUCUCAAAGCCGGACACCUUCCCCUGAUAAAUCUGUGAAAAAGGAGUCACCCCUUCAAAAGAGGUCUACCCCCACAAGAAAAGGUUCUAAAUCUCCAAGUGCAGACCGAAAGACAGAGAGCAACUCAGAUUCAUCUUCUGAAGACAGUAGUUCCGAUUCGUCAAGUGAAAGUGGACACAGCUCUUCAGAAGGGGAAUCAAAGCGUGUUCGUUUAGAUGCCUCUCCGAGGAAGGACACUAUCCAAGAUCCUCCUCCAAUAAGGCGUAUUGCCUCCCCAGUCCAGAGCAAAUCAUCUGUCCCUCUAAAACAUGAACCAGUCAAAGAUGUUUUAAGAAAGAGCCGCUCAGUGUCUAAGUCACCAGUCAGAGAGAAAGAUCGCUCGUCUUUGGCAGGCAGGGAGUCGCCGAGGCAGAAAAGACGAUCCCUGUCACAGUCUCCUUCCAGAAAAGGAACAUCUAGAACACCACCACGGCACAAGGCUAGGACACCUCCCAGAGCAUUUAGAUCCCGCUCAAGGUCAAGGACCGAUAGGCGGUUUCGUAGAGAGCGCUCACGAUCAUCCCCGAGGCGUUAUCCCUCACGUUCACCUUCCUGGCAGGAGCGAAGGCGGUGGGGCCGUCGCAGGUCUCCUUCGCCGCCUAGGCGAGGGCGCUCUAGAUCUAACACAAGGGCUGAGAGAACUUGGCGUUCUCGACGAGGCCGUUCUGGGUCUUCCCCUUGGAGAGGCAGAUCAAGAUCAUUGUCUAGACAUGAAGCGUCUCGUUAUCCCCGCCGUGGGAGGUCCAGAUCUUCUCCUAGAAGAAGAUCAAGAUCCCCACGUAGACGGGAUAAGCAAACCAGUUACUAUCGCAGGGAAAGAUCCAGCUCUUCAAGGCGAAGGAGAUCUCGGACUCCACAGAGGAGGUCCCGUUCCCCUGCAAAGAGAGCCAGGUCCCGCUCGCCUGAUAGAAACAAGAAUUCCCAGAGCUCCAGAGCUGCUGGUUUGCCUAGUGAUGGGCAUUCGCCAGCAAUUCAAGAGAAAUCCCAUGGUACUGAUGAGAGGCCAGUGUCAGAAAAAUCUAGGCUGUCUCAAAAAAGUGACCUUUCCCCUGUGCGGACUGAAAGCCCAGCUUGUAAAAGCUGUUCAGCCUCCCCAUCUAAUUCCACCUCUCCACAUAAAUCUGGCAUUGUUGUUUCAACAAAGCUGAAGUCCCCAUCUCCCCCACUUCUGGAAAAACACACAGAUAAAGUGGAAGGAAGUCCAGACACUAAACAGUCUGGGUACACAAAAAAAGAUAUUGCUCCCAACAAGAGAGACUCAGGCAUACUCUUGCCUAGCAGCAAGGGUUCCCCUGCACAGACGGAGCAUGUCCUGGAUGAAUGUAGCAGGUCACCACCAAGACUACUUAGAGCACCAGCUGGCUCCGAAACAACUGCAGCAUCUAAAAGUGGGGAAGACCAGUCCGAUGUAAUAUUCCAAGACCAGAAAAGAGAGAGUAAAGAGUCCCCAAAAGAUGAGGCUCUAACGCUGACUGAAAGCCCAGCCUGUACCAUGAUGGCAAAUGUAGAAAAUAGGAAGGAGAGGAUCGCAUCACCGCCACUGACCUCUGUUGGAGAAACCGUGGCUUCACCAUCUUUGACCACAAAGUCAAGAAGGCAGAGUAGUUCGUCGGACAGCUCUUCCUCUUCGUCCUCAAGCUCAGACUCUAGUCCCAAGAAGCCUUCUGUGGAUUCCGGGAAUGUACCUGCUGUGGACAGGGUUCCCAGCCCCAUGACGGCUGAACCCCCCAAAGCAGCAGAGCCCCCUGUUCCUUUAGAAAGGAAACGGAGCUCACGGAGCCGCAGCUCAUCCGCUUCUUCAUCAUCAUCUUCCUCCUCGUCAUCCUCCAGUUCUUCGUCCAAUUCCGAUUCCUCCAACUCGUCAUCCUCUUCCUCGAGCUCCUCCUCAUCUUCCUCCUCCUCAUCCUCCAACAAAGCCAGCAGCAAAAAAGCAGCGUCUCCCGUUACUAGAAGGUCACGCAGCCCACGGAAACCUAUCGACUCUCUGCGUGACUCCCGGUCUCUAAGUUACUCCCCAGAAGAACGUAGGCGUCAACCAUCUCCCCCACCCCCGCGAAGGAGAGAAAGGGAUUCUGGGAGGAAUCAGGAGUCGCCUGAACGGAAGAGGCGAAAGGACUCGCCCAACUCCAGAUACUCUCACAAAAGAACUUCGAGGUCUCCGUGAUCCGUCGCCAUCGAGGAAUUUUCAUAACUGUUUCCUCCAUCUAUCUGUAAUGACUAUGGGACUUGGUUCGUUCGGUGACCCUUUUUUGCCUGCAAGGGUGCAGACUAUUUACUUACAUAUUGCUUUUUUUUGGUGGGGGGGGGGGGAGCCUGAGGCAGCUGAAAUUGAGACUGAUAACAGGGGGCCUGUGACUCCCCUGAACACAGUGUGUCUGCCUGCACUACACUGGGAAUGGCUCCCCCUGCCCAUACCGCCCUGAGGAUCUUAAACACAGAAGAUGAAAUGUGAACUUCAUUAGGGUGGUGGUAUCCUCCCUCACAGGUGACUCCGCCCAGCCCUCUUCUGGGAGGUGCCAUCUAGAGACUGCGUAUACCCCCCCCCCUCCCUCCAUCUAGGUUACGUCAGUCUGACACUGCCCAGCCCUGCUCUUUCCAUCUUUCGUUCUGCAUAAGCAAUUUCGUAAUAAGUGAAUUUAAAAAAGUGAGACUUAUGUUUGUGUUUAAUUUUUUUUUUUUUUGUAAUCUGUACAGCGAGAGAAAUCCUUUCUGUCAAUAAAAGAAUGGGCAAAACCAGGAGAUUGUGUUAGUCACUGCAGAUGCACUGGGCUCAGUACAGAUAAGAGUCCCAUCAGUUCAUCAUCUGCAGUUGUCUUGCUGGCAACAUUUGUACCAUGGCUUCCAUGCUGUGCCCAUUCCCGUGUGUGGCUGCUCUUUAAACAAAACAAACCCCACCGGGCGCCAUUACUAGGGCAGUUGUCCUGCCUGUUCUUUUCAGAACAGAAACCGCAGCAAAUGAGAGGCAAAAGCCAGCCAUGCUGCCCCAAGGAUGCCGAUUUCCGAGGCCGAAUUCCUCCCAUCAGUGCAAGUACAGCUGCAGCCUCUCUGGUCCCUGCCUUCAGGGGCGUCCGUAGGAACAGCGGGGCCUUCCAAAGGACAGUACAUCCAGUUCAGUGCUGUGCUCCGUGGGUAUCCUGGAUCUGCCUCCACAUUGCCACCUUGGAAUUUCCAGUACUGCGUGCCCUUGAAGAAAUAGGUGUCACCUGUGGGGCAAAAAUGUAGAAGAGCGAGUUAGAGAAUUGGGCAUUAUUUACAUAAAGAAUUGCCCUCUAAUGGAGACUGGGGUGGAACAUGAACAAGUGCAUUGCAAUGGAACUAUAGGGAUUCAGGGGCCAUCAAGAAACUUCUACAGGUCUUUGUGAGGACCUUCUAGAGAAAGGUUAGUCAGGCUUGGUCUGUUGUGCAGGGAACAUAGCACUUGGUGAUUGAGGUGCUGGCUUAGUCACCUGUUUGGGAAGUUCCAGCGGUCAGAUCCCAUUGGCUAGGUAGUUUUGCACAAAGGGGUGUGGGUAUUGGUUGGUGAGAAACUAUUAUAGGAGGCAGAGGUGGGUCAAUAGGGGUUAGAGAUCUGAAUCUCUUGAAGGUGAUUUUUUUUCAUUUGGGAGAUGAGGUUCCAUUCCUGCUAAAUACCCAUGGGCGAGACUGAGAGAGUAGAUGUGCUUUGUGUCCCACUGGACGUUCAUCUUCCGAAGCUCCUUUCUACGCCUAUGGAGGCAGGGCUCGGUAAUACUUAUGCAGUGCCCAAUGUCUCCCUCUGGGGGCAGCAUUAAUGCCUGCAUAAGGAAACCUUAAGUCAGUCUCUAAGAGCACUCCUUUUGUGGAAAGGUAUUCUUGCUCCAUCUGGGACAGAUAUUAGGAAUAACCUUUGUCGAUAGGGUGGGUCAGUCAGAAUAGCCCCCGAGGAACAGCAAGGAUUUUGGCAAAGGUGCUGUAUAUCUGAAGGAUAAUGUGUUGGAUUUUAUUUUUAAAGAGUAGCUUCAAUAAAGUCAUGUUAUUUGUUUUGGA